Podospora pseudocomata is the source of this 975-nucleotide messenger RNA. RefSeq lists its product as uncharacterized. Bases 1 to 975 code for a protein of 324 amino acids. The record is from RefSeq and is a predicted model, not a curated record. The transcript is spliced from 4 exons. Lineage: Eukaryota; Fungi; Ascomycota; Sordariomycetes; Sordariales; Podosporaceae.
AUGCAGAAUACGCCCUCUUUCAAAACUCUAAGGUCGUUGUGGGAAAGUACAGAGGCUCAGUUAACAAAGCAAGUAAGCUUCUUACUACCACAACUGGACUUAUUAUUUGCUUGUGUGGCUUUAUGGUCAGCUAUUGGUGCUAUGAUGGAUGGUAGGAAGGCUGUGAGAAUAGCUGAGUGGACGGCUAGGAAAGACUACUGGGAGUUCUGUGAAACAAUUGAAGACCAGGAGGACGGGUAUGACAGAGUAACAAAAGCACCCCUGGGUCCACCGCCACACACGUUCUCUGGAGACAAUCAACAAAAUGGACUACUGGCUGGAGAAGCCGGAGAGCUCCUGCCUGCCCAGUCACCUGGCACCGGAGCACUUCACGCCGAGCGAUUUUUGGCAGUGGGUUGGAAACUAGUUUUGACUUCAAGCCCACUGCAACCACUCUCUUUUACUCCGAAUGGACACCGGAAUGACCUCGGCCCUCAUAAACGCCGACUUCCGUCACCUGUUCAAUCACGACUUCUGCCGUCAAUCCCGGCGGCAAUCUGGCCAUUGGACCUGCCGUUAAUCCAAGCAUCAACUCCUAUGCCGGGGUUCUCGUGUCGUAUCUGCAAGGCCACACUGAAAUUAGGUUUUGAUGAGCCACCAGAACACCCCUGGGACCACAAUAAUUGUUACUUUGUUUCUUGGUGCUGGUCAUGCAUUGAUGAAGCUCUUUAUGGGCUUUAUUACCAGCGCGUAGACAGUCCUCCUCGUGGUAUGGUCCUACAUAUCAAUGAUAUUCUCAGAAUCAAUGCGGAAACAACCGAUGAUGGUGGUGAAGUCGACAAUGUCCUGACACAGAUCUCAUGGCAGAGGAACUUCAAUCAAGUUGUCGAAGCUCUCCUCUAUCGGGUGUACUUUGUCUACAAUGGUGAUGAAAAGCACGGGGGGGCGCCGUAUCCUGAUGAUGGAUCCAAAAGCGCAUGGUUGAGCCUUGGAUAG